This is a messenger RNA of Pseudomassariella vexata, 2323 nucleotides long. RefSeq names its product heterokaryon incompatibility protein-domain-containing protein. NCBI's taxonomy places the organism in Eukaryota, Fungi, Ascomycota, Sordariomycetes, Amphisphaeriales, Pseudomassariaceae. The record is from RefSeq and is a predicted model, not a curated record. The transcript has 2 exons. The coding region runs from base 60 to 2306 and encodes 748 amino acids.
AAUAAUCGUUCCCACAAAGCUUGAUUCGGACAUCUGUAGCCCCCUGCCUGGCUGCUUCUAUGUCUAUCAUGGCCUCAAUCAUGCGACCUCCCUAUGUGUAUCAAAGUCUAAACAACAAAGAUGUAUCCAUCCUCGAUGAUGACUUUCAGCCCUUCGACUUUUUCAAAAUCAGGGUCAUGGUGCUUGAGCCCGCACCAGAUUUUGAUGCCGAGCUACAAUGUACCAUUGAGACAGUCAACCUAAGUGACUGGCCAGACUUCGAGGCCGUAUCGUAUGUCUGGGGUCCUCCUGUCUUCCUCAAGGAGUUAUUCUGUGAUGGCUCCAAGAUUUCUAUCACUCCGACUCUCGACCAGGUCCUCCGCCGCUUCAGGAAGAAGACAGAAAAGCUCAGACUCUGGGUAGACGCCGUUUGCAUCAACCAAGCCGACAUCAGGGAGAAGAACCAACAAGUACAGCGCAUGGGCCAAAUUUACAGAUAUGCAAGGUCCGUCCUGGUCUGGCUAGGAGACGGCGGCAAGAUGGACGAGUGCAUCGACUUCCUUUGGGGACUGAGCAGCUCCCAGCAUGAAUCCAGCGUUACAGCUGAGCGCGCCGUCUCCAGCAUCGAGACGGAGAUGCGCCGCUUCUUUGAGAAUAAAGAGGAAGGCAUCGAGGCAGUCCAACGGUUUCUAGCUCUGCCGUGGUUUACAAGACGGUGGAUCGUUCAGGAGGCAGUGCAGAAGAACGCGCACUUCUACUGUGGAUCUCUGGACAUCACCAGCCAUGCAUUGAACCAUGCCGUCUUCACACUGAAUAAGAGCACUUUCAACUUUGAUCAACACGUCAUGGAUCAUAUCCGCGCGCUCGAGCGGCAGGGUGCGUACUAUGAGUUCCCUGAACAGUACGGAGAGGAUGGCUAUGGCAUCCUCGAUAUUCUCGUGCGGUUCAGUUCUUGCAAUUGCACCAACGAACAUGAUCGCAUAUAUGCGCAUUUGGGUUUGGCAAACGACGUUCGAUCCCCAUUUGCAAGUCUGAGACCAGAGCCCGAACACCGGUUUUCUCAACUGUCCAUUACCAGUGGGUCCGAGGAAACAUACACAACCCGACAAAGCAGACAAAGCAUUCCCAUCCAAGUCGACUACGAAGCCAAUGUGGAGCACGUGUACGCAGACUUCGCAGAAUCUAUGCUGAACCAGAAAAUCCAUCUCGAGCUUUUGCACUGCUCAGGUGCCUUCCGACCCGAGCUCCAACUCAUGACGACUAGAAACAAGAGCUGGGUACCAGACUGGAGACUGCCGAUGCGUUACCAACCCCUACUUUCCGUCCCGUGGUUUAAUGCCGGCGGAGAGCAGGAAAACAAGCCCUUCUUCAACUACCCCUGGUGCUCCGUCGAGGGUCUCGUCUUCGACACAGUCAGGGUCUCCUGCCCGAUCACGGAGUUCGCCGGUGGGGAAACUCCCAACCGGCGCGAGAUGCCCCCUAUAGGAUAUAUAUGCAGCGCCUUGGGCAUGUCACGGAGAUACUUCACUGGCGAACGGAUGUGGCAGGUCUUGGCCAUGACUUUCAUUUCUGACCAUGCGUUGAAUCAUAUCCAUCAGCAGCAGUACCAUAGCCGGGAUCACAUGUAUAAUGGGAAGCUCAUGAAGCGUGAUGCGAGAGAACGGGACAUGCAUACUCUACUGGACUGGUGGGCUCCGUGGGACGAUGCUAGACUGGCGGCCGGUGGGAGGCCAAUGGAUCCCCUGGAUAUGGAGGCCAUAGUCAAAGAACACUCCAAGUCACUGCACAGACACGACUCUAUUGGCACCUUUCUGAAAAGCAUGGAAAGCCGUGAUGACUGGGGCCCAACCAGCCACGCCGUCCCAUCCCGCUGGCACAGCCGCAUCGAUGAAGAGCUCGAGCCUUACUUCCAGGCACACUUGGACCAAAUGUACCGCUCCGACGACAGUACCGACACGAACACCAACGACAAAAAUCCCGAAGACAAACCCAUUGACUGCGAAUGGCGUUGUCAAAAACAAGGCUACAUCUGGCUCAACCCGCACCGCCGUAACACAGAGCGUUACGCCGAGCUAGCCAACGAGACACUGCGAGGCAGGGCCUUCUUCACCACGGAAAAAGGGUACAUCGGGAUUGGGCCGGAUGAUCUGGUGAAAGGGGAUACGGUGGCGGUGUUGAAGGGGGCGAGGACGCCGUUUGUGCUGCAUCAGGUGGAGGGGAGUUUGGCGCAGUGGAGGCUGGUGGGGGAUUGUUAUGUGCAUGGAAUUAUGGGUGGAGAGGCUUUGGAGAUGGAUGGGGUGUUGGAACGGAAUUUUGUGUUGGUUUGACAUCAGCGUAUAAGGGG